This is a messenger RNA of Scomber japonicus (chub mackerel), 2217 nucleotides long. RefSeq names its product serpin peptidase inhibitor, clade F (alpha-2 antiplasmin, pigment epithelium derived factor), member 2b (gene serpinf2b). NCBI's taxonomy places the organism in Eukaryota, Metazoa, Chordata, Actinopteri, Scombriformes, Scombridae. The transcript has 10 exons. The record is from RefSeq and is a predicted model, not a curated record. The coding region runs from base 357 to 1802 and encodes 481 amino acids. Gene Ontology annotation, biological process: negative regulation of endopeptidase activity. Gene Ontology annotation, molecular function: serine-type endopeptidase inhibitor activity.
UGCCCACUGACAUGCAAAAUAGCUAAGCCCGUUAGGCUUCAAUAUUUAACCCCAGAUGAGCUUCAGUAGCCACAUUUACAAACAAAUAGUGGCUUAAAUGAGGCCCCAAUCAAUGUAAGUUGAUCUUUAACUGUUUGCUGAGCAAAUGCCAAUCUUUUACUCGGAGGAAUUCUGCCAUCCACAGUCACUUAGUCGCUCCUUUUUUGGACAAGACAGCAGUUUUUUUUCUAUUUUAAAUUUAAGGCAUAUUUCCAGAUGAUCUGGGCUCCCUUAUAAGAGUGUGUGACUAAGUAAAGUGUUUGAUACCUGCAAACAAUACAGCAAAGAUACUAUAAACAAAGCUACUUCGUAAGGACAUGGACCUUAGUCUGACACUCCUGGUCAUCUGUCUCUGCAGCCAAGGAGUGACUAAUGCUGAGGUGGCAGAAGAUGAGUCAAUCCCAUUGGUGCCCCUUAUUCCUUUGAUGCCCAGCCACCCCAUAAAUAGAGUAGAAAAUGAAAGUACAUCACAACCAGACGCUGCAAAUACCACAGACGCACCUGAAUUCACAACAAACAUAACUAGGCCCAAUGGGGGGUCAUCAGAGGAAGAGCAAGAUCAGGGCUGUCUUUCUGGUGGCCGAAGCCCACAGUCCAUAGAAGCUAUUGCUGCUUCCAUACAGAAACUGGGCAUACAGCUGCUGCAGAACCUGGAGACAACGCCAGAGCAACCAAAUGUCAUCAUAUCUCCUUUCAGCAUAUCAUUAGCGCUUUCCCAACUUGCUCUAGGGGCAGUUAAUGAGACGGAGGAGCUGCUGAUGCAUCAUCUUCACGAAAACACUCUCGCCUGCUACCACGAGUCUCUGCAUAAUGUCUUAGAGAAGCUCAGAAACAAUGACCUGCAAAUUGCUACACGCAUCUUCCUGAACCAAGGGUUUCAGCCGAAGCAAGACUUCGUCCAGGAAUCCCAGCGGUUGUAUGAGUCAGAACCAACAGUUCUAGAGAGCCUGCAACAGAUAAAUGACUGGGUAGAGAAGGCAACAAAUGGAAAGAUGACUGAAUUUCUAUCUGCUUUACCACCCAAUUUGCUCCUAAUGCUCAUCAAUGCUGUCCAUUUCAAAGGAGAAUGGAAAGCUCGAUUUGACCCACGCUUCACCUCCAGAGGUGUGUUCUACCUUGAUGAAAAACACAUGGUUGAUGUUGAGGUGAUGGAAGAUGCUAAACAUCCCUUGAGUUUAUUUAUUGAUAAUGAACUGGAGGCUCAGGUAGCAAGCUUCCCAUUCCAAAAUUCCAUGAGCUUGUUAGUGGUCAUGCCUUUGUCCGGCCAGGUCAACGUGUCUUCACUUGCUGCAAAGCUGAAUAUCUCCGACCUUUAUAAUCGCCUGCCCAAGGAAAGGGCUGUUCAAGUUAGAGUCCCCAAAUUCAAACUGGAAUAUGCUCAAGAGCUACAGGAUGUUUUUACCAAAUUGGGCCUUGGAGAUAUGUUUUCUAGUCCCAAUUUAGCCAACAUGGCAGAUGGCCACCUGCUGGUGUCCAGUGUGCUGCAUAAAUCCUGCAUGGAGUUAAAUGAGGACGGUGCAGAGGCUGCUGCAGCCACCACUGUGGUCAUCUCACGGGCAUCCAACCCUAUUUUCCACCUCAGCCAACCCUUCCUCUUUGCCCUUUUGGAUGAUAAGACUCAAGUACCAAUCUUCAUGGGUGUCAUCAACAACCCUAACCCCGGAGCUCCUGUUUUGCAGAGAGGAGAAUUUGGAAGCAUGGAUAAAGUAGGAUACCCAUUUGACAAGCAUUACAUGGGCUCAUUCGGACCCCCACCUAAGUAGGGACUAAUGCCUGCACAACCGUCCCAGGGAAAACCCAGACCAAGACCUGUAUGAUUGUACGGAUUAAGUGUACAAUAUCACUUAGCUGGAUCAAAAAUGUGUGUGAGGACAGAUGCUUCAUUUGUUUCCCUGUUUCAUUAUAGAAUAUACAGGAGCCCAGUAUCCACUGAAAACAUGUAAUAUUAAAUACAAAUUUAUUGGUUUAGAUGAUGAGCAAUUCUUCUAAAACCUUCUAAAAAUUACAUGUAACAAUAAGAAGUUGUUUAUACCCCUUUAAAUCUCAUCAUCUUUGAGUUAUUUGAUUAGCCUACACUUGAGACUUUCAAUAUGUCAAAAUGUGCAUAAAUGCAUAAGUGUGUAUUUAAUGGAAUUUUGAAAGGUGUUAUCUAAUGAAUAAAUUUGAUUUGAAUCGCAA